AUGUCUCCGCCACCUAGGAAAAAACUUCGCACCAUCCCCCGGGUAGCAUCGCCUGCACCAUCGUCGACGACGACUGGAUAUCAAGAGGUCGCCGUUGACAAACUUCCCAACGAGCUUCUAGACUAUAUAUUCAAAUUCGUUGUGAAUACGGACGACGAGACAUGGGGGGAGAAUCGGGGAUUGGGGCGUCGCGCUUUAAUCACCCUCUUUCGAGCGUCGUCGGUUUGCAAGCGGUGGCGGACCCUUCUCCAUGGACCGUCCAUCUGGGGUCGUGUCGUCGAUCUCGAUUGCAUGGCGCAAAGGAAAGGUGAUUUCAGGAGGUUGGUGAUGAAGAGAACAAGAGGUGCGAAAGACCUCUAUGUGAAGGGUGACAUUUCCCAUGAAGAUCCCCUUGUCCUCUUCCUUCGAACAUGGACCGAGCCAGAGCACUAUAAUGGAGACCACUGGCAGCGGAUGCGGCGACUCGACCUCACAAUCCGUGAUGCCGACAUUCUCGACGAACUUUACGCACUUUUUGCCACUACCCCGCCUCGCAACCUUCAGUCCCUCCGAUUCAUCUUUCAGAAAGACGGAGACGAAGGAGGCCACCCACCCAUUACGUUCAACACCUACAUACCAUCCCUACUGCACCUCGACACCAACGCUCUCUAUCUCCCUCACCAGGCAGCGAUCCUAUCAACACUCCAGUCGCUCUCCAUAUCCUUCAGCGACCAGCCCCAGGUCCCCUACACCCUCGUCGACUUCGCCGCAGUGCUAUCGCAGAUGACUAAACUCGAGUCGCUGAAUAUUUGUGACGCUUUUCUCCCGGCCCGCCCACCCCCGUCAAAUUCGUUACCCACUAUCUACCUUCCUCGUCUGCGCAAAGUAAGAAUCACCAACGACUACGAGUGUUUCGCUCUUCUCAAGGCUAUUACUCCUCACCCCGAAUGUUCCAUUAACAUCCAUAUCACCGAAAGCCUCGACGACAACAUCAUGGUCCUCCAGAGCACCCUCUCGCGAUACGCCGGGGAAUUCGCGAAGGUUAGAACCGUGGAUACAAUUCAAGUCGAGUUGGCCGAGUACAGCAUCGUCGUACGUCUAGCGGCAGCGCCGAGCGAACACAGAGAGCGGACUCCCAGUUUCUCGUUCAACGCGAAGCUCACAUCGCGCAUCCAUGCUCUCGACAUCCUCCUGGGCGUGUUCGAUGCUUGCGAUCUUCGCUGCGUCACCACCUUGGAGCUCGAUCUCCUGACAAGGAUGAUGAGGACACGUCCGGCCAUCCCUUCGCCCGAAAUAAGACACCUCAUCUCUCGCCUUUCCGGCGUACAAACACUCGUGACGAACAUGCGAACAGUCAAACUCCUCGACGGCCUAACCACACCGCAGUGCAUCUUCCCCUCUCUCCAAACCCUCAGGCUUACCUCGCUCAUUAUCUCCUAUGGCGACGAAAGAUUCAUCAACGAUGGAAAUCCGGCAAGACUGAGGGUCGAUGCAAAGCUUCUCAUGGAUUUCCUGUCGAGACGAGCAGGGACGGUACACAAGUUGGAUCUCAUGCAAUGUGCGCUCGAGGACAGCGUCCGCUUCCUCGAUUCACCACCCUUCAGGCAUCUGAAAGUGCUGUGGAAGAAUGGCGAUGGGCGCCGGAAAGAAUAUACUUGCGGUGAUGGUACACUAACGAACUUGGACUUUGGGCAUCUUUACGAGGAGUAA
Messenger RNA from Cyclocybe aegerita, 1689 nucleotides. Lineage: Eukaryota; Fungi; Basidiomycota; Agaricomycetes; Agaricales; Hemipholiotaceae. The record is from the annotation of a GenBank genome assembly.